UACAUGGAGCAAAACCUUUCAACAGCGCAAAGAGGAAAGAAGCACCCAAGUCCCAUUUAGUUAUAACUUUAAGCCUUGUAGCUGCUCGACCGAGAGAGGAGAGAGGAAGCCAGGUAGGAGGUUCUGCUUCCAAGGGAGAUGGCCGGGAAGGGAGGCAAGGGGCUGCUUGCGGCGAAGACGACGGCGGCCAAGGGCGCUGCCGACAAGGACAAGGACAAGAAGAAGGCGCCUGUGUCCCGCUCCUCCCGCGCUGGGAUUCAGUUCCCGGUGGGUCGUAUACACAGGCAGCUCAAGCAAAGGGUCUCGGCUAAUGGCCGUGUGGGUGCCACUGCUGCUGUGUACUCUGCAGCAAUCCUUGAGUACCUUACUGCUGAGGUUCUUGAGCUGGCUGGCAAUGCCAGCAAGGAUCUCAAGGUGAAGCGUAUCACCCCUCGCCACCUGCAGCUUGCAAUCCGUGGAGAUGAGGAGCUGGACACCCUCAUCAAGGGCACCAUAGCUGGUGGUGGUGUCAUCCCUCACAUUCACAAGUCCCUCAUCAACAAAACCUCCAAGGAGUGAAUGAAAUGCAAUAAAGGGUAGUUGUUGUGCGUUGUAUCUUCGUGACCCCCUGUUAUGUUGUGCCAUCGGUUAGUUGUUGCUAUUAUCAUAACCUGAAUAGGUUGUCCGGAUUUGUUAUGGGGCUACCCUUCGGUAACAUGUUAUUAGGUAAAGACUUGUAAUCGUGAUAUGGAACUGCUUAUAUUCGGUUUGGUGAA
This is a messenger RNA of Hordeum vulgare subsp. vulgare (domesticated barley), 755 nucleotides long. Its product is annotated as probable histone H2A variant 2. The record is from RefSeq and is a predicted model, not a curated record. Gene Ontology annotation, molecular function: protein heterodimerization activity; structural constituent of chromatin; DNA binding. Gene Ontology annotation, cellular component: nucleosome. NCBI's taxonomy places the organism in Eukaryota, Viridiplantae, Streptophyta, Magnoliopsida, Poales, Poaceae. Bases 139 to 558 code for a protein of 139 amino acids. The transcript has 3 exons.